Neoarthrinium moseri is the source of this 1818-nucleotide messenger RNA. RefSeq lists its product as uncharacterized. The transcript has 2 exons. The record is from RefSeq and is a predicted model, not a curated record. The coding region runs from base 1 to 1818 and encodes 605 amino acids. NCBI's taxonomy places the organism in Eukaryota, Fungi, Ascomycota, Sordariomycetes, Amphisphaeriales, Apiosporaceae. Gene Ontology annotation, molecular function: oxidoreductase activity.
AUGGCUCAGAACUCAUUUGGUCGCGAUAUCGAAAGAGAAAGUGCUGAACUUAUGGCUCAGAGCGGCCAGAAUGGGCACAAGCCCACAGAUGGGCGCAAGCGGGUUCUCGUAGUUGGGGCUGGCGCUGCAGGCAUGUCUACAGCGCACCACCUCUCGGAGCAUCCAGAGAAAUUCGAUGUUACUCUCAUUGAUGCGGUAGAUUACUGUGGUGGGCAGGCUUUCUCUAUUCCACUUGACAAGGAGAAGCAUGGUGCUUCUUGGUGUAACCAAGGUGUACAAGGCGGCUCGUACAUUUUCCACCACACUGUAACGAUGUUCCAAAGACAGGGUUACCACUCAGAUCCCGUCACCCUUCAGGUCUCGUUCGGAAAGGAUGAGACAUUUUGGACCAACGUAUUCCCUACGCAGCUCUUGACUCGGCAUCAAAAAGAAGUGAAGCGCCUGGUUACAAUGUUGAAGAUCAUACGAUGGUUCGAGGUAUUCUUCGCGCUUUUGCCCUUGCGGCUAGUCUUCAAGUUGUUUCGUUUUUCAGAGGAGUUCACGAAUACCAUCGCCCUCCCUAUGACUGCUCUUUUCCUGGGAACCGGCAACGCAACCCCUGAGGUGCCAACGAUAAUGUUUGAACGCCUUUGCACUUCCCCGACAUAUGGAAUGUGGUAUCCCGCCGACAAGAACUCGGUUGUGCACAACCAGCCGCCGAUGAUUGUCUUCCCCAACUUUUCCGAGUUCUACAACACCUGGAAACAGGAUCUGAUUUCUCGUGGUGUAACUGUGCGCCUGUCAACCGAAUUGACGGAAAUCACUCAGCGGAAUAAGAAGGGGGUUGUGGUUAGGCUGAAGCCUCGCACCCCAGCGCCUGAUGGUCACAAUUCCAGUGAGGGCGAUCAGAACGUGCCUGCAGGCGAAGAAGUCUAUGAUGAAAUAGUGCUUUGCUGCCUGGCAGACACCUCCAAGCGGGUCUUGGGCAAGACGGCUUCUUGGGGAGAGAAGCGUGUGUUGGGUUCUGCCAAGUUCAGCGACGACAUUACCAUCACACAUAACGAUGCGGAUUACAUGAAGAAGCAUUAUGAGAACUUCUACCGCGAGGAUUUGGCCGUCUCUAACACGGACGGCGUCGACCAGACUUCGCGAUUGAACUUCGCAGUAAACGGGUUCCGCCCAAUGUACUACAUCAAGAUGUACCCAGAUGACAAGUCCAAGUUGGAGAUGUGUUUUGACACCACCAACUACCAGAGCCAGUUUCCUGAGAAGGUGCCUUUCGAGCAGCAUGUCUUCCAGACCAUUUAUCUCAACAAAGACAGGGAUCGUAAGCACUGGACCGACAGUGAGAUCAGAGAGGAUAAGAUCAUUCGAAAGGAUUGGUGGCAUCAACUAUGCCACAGUUGGACGCACUACGCAUUCGUCAUCCCGUGGAUGAUGUUUCUCCAGGCCAAGAACCAUACCCGCUUCGCCGCAUCGUGGACACUCGUCAACGCGCACGAGGUCGCGAUCAUGUCCGGCAUCGCCGCUGCUGUUGACCUGGGUGCCGAUUAUCCCGAGGACCUCGAGAAUGAUAAGUUCGCGUUUCUUUGUUUCAGACUCUAUUACCUCCUGGCCUACGGGAAGUGGUACCGCCGCAAGUUCACCAAGGGUAAUAAGACACCAGUCAGCCAGAGAGCGAAGGACGGCGCAUCAUGGGCCACUGGCCUCUACGGAAGUGUUUAUAAGGGACCCGGGGUUGCCACGCAAGAGAGGCAGACUUGGAGAGAAGAGAUGAAGAAAGGCACGAGCACCGCAAAUCUGGCAGAGAAGAAUGCGCCUGGUCGUAGUCAACCAUAG